Molecule: messenger RNA, 1296 nt
Organism: Plenodomus lingam JN3
Lineage: Eukaryota; Fungi; Ascomycota; Dothideomycetes; Pleosporales; Leptosphaeriaceae
Cellular component (GO): cytoplasm
Molecular function (GO): protein binding
Source: RefSeq, a predicted model, not a curated record
AUGAACGUCACCAAAAAAUUCGACCGCCUCAAGCAAUGGACCAACGAGAAAAUGGGCGCCGAAGCCCGUACAGGCCUCUCCGACGAAUUCAAGGCGUUGGAGGUGGAGAUGAACCUACGUCACGAGGGCAUGGAUAAAAUGCAGCGGGCCAUGGCUGUCUAUGUCAAAUCACUCUCCAAGCGCGCAGAAGGUGAUGACAAGGAGAAGCAGCUUCCUGGUGGCCAUCUCGGCUCCUCCAUGGUCACACAUGGCGAGGACUUUGAACCAGAUUCCGAGUUUGGCAAUUGUCUAUCGUCUCUGGGCCGCGCAAAUGAACGCCUGGCACGAGUGCAGGAGACCUAUGUCGCCAACGCUACUACAUCGUGGCUUGAGGGUCUCGAGCGCUCUCUAGUCCAGAUGAAGGAAUACCAGGCUGCACGCAAGAAGCUCGACGCCCGCCGUCUCGCCUACGAUACCUCGCUCGCCAAAAUGCAAAAGUCAAAGAAGGAAGACUUCCGCAUGGAGGAGGAGCUGCGCUCUCAAAAGGCCAAAUAUGAAGAGACGAGUGAAGAGGUGUUUCGUCGCAUGCAGGACAUCAAGGAGUCCGAGGUCGACAUGGUCCAGGACCUUACUGCUUUCCUCGAAGCCGAGUUGAGCUACCAUGACCGCUGCCGUGAGAUCCUUCUCAACGUCAAGCGAGAAUGGCCCGCCAGAGACGCUCGUGCAGCACCUGCUCGACCACCCCGAUCUCGGUCCAAUACUGCUCAUGGAUAUGCGGACCGAUUCAAUCCCGUUGAGGAGGAGCCAGCUCCGGAAGUGCCGCGCAUCACAAUACCCAAGCUGAGCUCUCGCAGUCGCUCACCAGGUGCCGAGUCACAAUCUUCUGGUGGUUAUGCCCUCCGGCCUUCCCUUAGCCGCACCUCUACCUAUGAUGAUGGCGCGCGUGAUGACUCUCCAGCUCGGCGAGUGACUCGUGUACCGACCGACCCUGGCACUGUCAUAUCCUCCCGCAAUAACCUCCGACCGGCUCGCAACGCCAACGCAUUCGCCGACGAGUACGAAGAUGAUUACUCGAACAACAAUAGUAGCAACAACUAUAGACGCGAUCGAUCACCUCCCAGCCCCGAUAACUCAUCUGUUGGUAGUGCGCGUGGCAGUGUCAUGUCACGAGCUGCAAGCUGGACACAAGCAUCCGAUCCAGGAAGCGCAAAGAAGGCACCUCCACCACCGCCCCCUUCCAGGGCUAAGAAGCCACCGCCACCGCCACCGCCAAUGAAGCGAAGUGCGUUGAGUGCUUCUGAACUCGCUCGAUACUAG